Fonsecaea monophora is the source of this 924-nucleotide messenger RNA. RefSeq lists its product as hypothetical. NCBI's taxonomy places the organism in Eukaryota, Fungi, Ascomycota, Eurotiomycetes, Chaetothyriales, Herpotrichiellaceae. Bases 1 to 924 code for a protein of 307 amino acids. The record is from RefSeq and is a predicted model, not a curated record. Gene Ontology annotation, molecular function: oxidoreductase activity. The transcript has 3 exons.
AUGGCAACCGCAACAGUUCUCGCACCUCAGGCCGUCACCACCAUUCUAAAUUACCACCUUGAACCCGAGCGCGGUGGAGAGACCGUGUGGUGUCCAGGGACCGUCCGUGACAAGCGUCGACCGCACGAGCAUGCAGAGGUUAGGGUUGAGAACAUGAGAGGAUUCGAGGAAGAGUUCACCCUGGACAAGCAGGGUUUCGCUGUUGGGCCGUUCGACACGUCCGUGGCAGAUGUCCAGGACGAUGCCGAGUUCAAGGGACAGUACUAUCAAGACGUGGUCGCACAUCUGAAGAAAGUUACCGGGGCAUCCAAGGUCUUGCCUGUUGUUCACAUCACCCGUCGACGCCAAUGGGACGAGGUCGCCGAGGCCGAAAAAGACUUGCCGGACAACGCGCCGGUGACAGCUCCCACAGCUAACCGCUCGGUCCACGUUGAUCAGUCGUACUUUGGCGCCGAACUCGUCCGCGACAGCAAAUUGGAAGAACUUCCUGCUUCCGAGGCGGAAAGACUCAAGAAGGUUCGCUGGGCCAUUAUCAACCUCUGGCGACCGCUGAACCACGUAACCCGCGACAAUAUGGCCCUCUGCGACGCCCGGACCGUGGCAGAGAACGAACUCGCCGCCGUGUACGCGGAUCUGCCGGAGGAACUCAGGAAUGCAAAGACGGGCUACAACUUCGCUGCCAAAUCCCGCUCCGAGGCAUGGGAGGUCAAAGCCAACACGGGUGCGCACAAGUGGUAUUAUGCUUCGGGCAUGAACCCCAAUGAGGCCCUGUUGAUCAAACAGUUUGACUCGAAACCCCAUGGGGUGGCAAGGCGGACACCGCACUGCGCCUUCUCGGCCAAGGAAGAUCAUGGCCCCGUCAGGCAGAGCAUCGAGGUCAGGUGCCUUUGUUUCUGGGAAGAUCAGCCGCAGGAGGAAGCGUAG